Molecule: messenger RNA, 1428 nt
Organism: Oncorhynchus nerka (sockeye salmon)
Lineage: Eukaryota; Metazoa; Chordata; Actinopteri; Salmoniformes; Salmonidae
Gene: acaa1
Product: acetyl-CoA acyltransferase 1
Exons: 10
Coding region: 257-1339 (360 amino acids)
Biological process (GO): fatty acid beta-oxidation; phenylacetate catabolic process
Cellular component (GO): peroxisome
Molecular function (GO): acetyl-CoA C-acyltransferase activity
Source: RefSeq, a predicted model, not a curated record
CAAGUUAUUUAUGAUACGAGGUGACUUGUAGAUCACUCAGCCUCGACUUGCCUUUAAAGUCGGCUGAAAUGACGAACGCGCCCAUUGUUGCAAGAGGCGAACUCUGGCCGCACAAUACACUUAACACAUUCACCAUUCCUGCGUAGACGCUUGCGAAUAGACAGUGUUUGUGCAUUGCACGGGCUUGAUUGUGGUUGCAUUAUCUGUGGAUAGUUUAGCUUCAAGUAUCAGUUUACUUACUUAUUUUACCACCGCAAUGAACAGAGUAAAGGUCGUUUUUGGUCAUUUAUCGCCACCGAACACGUUCAAAACCCACAGCGAUCCUAUUGUCUCCGGGGCAAAAUGUAGUGCUUUAUCCGCCAGUCCAGAUGAUAUAGUGGUGGUCCACGGGCUGAGGACUGCUAUCGGCAAGGCUAAAAAAGGAUCUUUCAAGGACACCACUCCAGACGAGCUGUUGAGUUGUGUGAUGACAGCGGUCCUGGUAGAUGUGGGACUGUCACCUGAGAGACUAGGGGACAUCUGUGUGGGUAAUGUUCUACAGCCUGGGGCAGGUGCUCUCAUGGCCAGAGUGGCUCACUUCCUCAGUGAGUUCCCAGAGACUGUUCCUGUCUACACCGUCAACAGGAUGUGUUCCUCUGGACUACAGGCUCUGUUCAACGUCGCAGGAGCCAUCAGGAGUGGGUCAUAUGAUAUGGGUCUGGCCUGUGGAGUGGAGAGCAUGUCUCUGCGUGACGCUGGGGAACCAGGCGAUGUGAGCUCCAGACUUAUGGACUACGAGAAGGCUAGAGACUGUGUCAUACCUAUGGGCAUCACCUCAGAGAAUGUGGCAGAGCGGUUCGGUGUCUCCAGAGAGAAGCAGGAUGAGUUCGCCUACAGCUCUCAGCAGAAGGCCAGCCAGGCUCAGAAGCAGGGGAUAUUUGACCAGGAGAUCUGCCCAGUAACCACAAAGUUUGUUGACGAGGACGGCUCUGAACGUACGGUUACCGUAACCAAGGACGAUGGGAUCCGGCCCGGUACCACGCUGGCGGGGCUGACCAAACUCAGAGGGGCUUUCAAACCUGACGGCAGCACCACCGCAGGUAACUCCAGCCAGGUGAGUGACGGUGCAGCAGCGGUGCUGGUGGGCAGGAGGUCCGUGGUGGAGUCCCUGUCUCUGCCAGUCCUGGGGGUGCUGAAGGCCAGUGCUGUGGUGGGGGUACCCCCUGACGUCAUGGGUAUCGGACCAGCCUAUGCCAUCCCUGCUGCUCUGGGGCAGGCCGGUCUGACUGUAGCUGAUAUUGACGUGUUUGAGAUCAAUGAGGCGUUCGCCAGCCAGGUGAGUCUCUGUAUAGAGUUGUAGUACUUUGGACACAGACCGACAGCCACAGACUGACAGCCUGGUUCCUCUAAGUUUCAAGGGCCUUAUUGCUUUUAUAAUAACAGGUUUCA